AUGGUUAUGUUGAAUGAAAUUCGUCAGGAGCGAGACGAUUUCCGGGAGGUUGCUACUCGAUAUCACACCGCCGUGAUGGAAAAGGACCUGGCCAUGAACGAUUUAUUUCAGGCCCACAGGAUGACCGAGGAGGCAAACCAACUGGCCCGAGACUUCCAGAAGGAUAUGACUUCCUUGCAGCGGAAAGUCAAUAACCUUGACCUACAGUCGAUGAAGGACUCACGGCUGCCCUCGAUCGAGGAAGAACGCACGCCUAGACGUUCAAAAGAGAAAUCAGUCAAGGUCCCAGACCCACCUCUGUUUAUCGACGGUAUUGACCCUACCUGGGACGACUGGUCCUCCAGAAUAGAAUAG
Molecule: messenger RNA, 354 nt
Organism: Letharia columbiana
Lineage: Eukaryota; Fungi; Ascomycota; Lecanoromycetes; Lecanorales; Parmeliaceae
Exons: 1
Coding region: 1-354 (117 amino acids)
Source: RefSeq, a predicted model, not a curated record